GCUCAAACGGACAGUGUAUGUUGGUUGCUGGCUUGUUGAUUUUCGUGCUUCUGGUGACCCGACCAGCGUUCAAUAUAAUUAUCGAACGACCGUUUAAAAAAAUAUUUUUGUUUUGUUUCGAACGACCGUUUGAAAACUGAUAUUGUUGUUUUUUGUAAAUUGAUAACAAAACGUUGUCAUCAUUUCGAUCGCUAACGUACCCCACUUUCCCAACUAUGUUUAACCAAAUACUGUUUAACCAAAUAUAGUAACGUUAGCUAGCUAUCUUUACUUUAUGUGAUUUGCUCGACCACAACUUGUAAUCAACGAUAUGCCUAGAAACGCCCGCAAAAAGGAAGAUGUCAAACGAGUGAGAAAAGGGAAAGUUAACAUACAAUCAAAGGGAACAGUUACAGUAAUCAACGGAGGACAAGAGAAAGUUAAACGUAAACGGCCAGUAAAACCACCGGUCAAGUCGAGCGUGAAGCAGCAAACGAAGCCAGUUAAAACCCCAGGUGGUCGGGGCCUUGGGAAAGCAGGGGCUAGGCGUUUGGGUCAGCUAUUGAAGCGUGCAAUCCAAGAGAAGAAGAAUGUUACAGGAAACGAAAAAGUGCCUUUGCCAACGACCCCAGUUCGCCUGUUCAAGUACCAGGCAGAGGCUGCAUCUGCACCCAAAACCAACGAUGCAAGGCGUGUGGCUACCCGGGUCUCCCAGCUCAUCCUUCGGGUAGUCUCCCAGUGCAAGCACCGGGGUGGCAUCUCCAUGGUAGACCUCAAGCAUGCCCUGGCUGCUGGUGGCUAUGAUGUCACCAAGAACAACACCCGUGUGAACUUAGCUGUGAAAGGCCUGGUGAGGAAGGAGACACUGGUGCAGACUACUGGAGUUGGUGCAUCUGGGUCAUUUAAACUCAACAAGAAACUGACGUAUGAGAAGAGAGUUAAGACAAGAGCCAUGAGAGACCGUGCAGCAGCCGAGAGGGCCAAGCAGAGAGAACGUGCAGCAGUCGAGAGGGCCAAGCAGAGAGAACGUGCAGCAGCUCAGAGGACCAAGCAGAAAAAAGGAAUUUUGAAGCCAGCAGCAGAGAAAGGAAAGGCCUUGAAACCAACAGGAAAACACCAGAAACCAGUCUCAAAAGCUGUGAAACCAGCAGGAAAAACUCUGAAACCAGGAGCAAAAACAACUAGAAAAGCAGUGAAACCAGCAGGAAAAACUCUGAAACCAGGAGCAAAAACAACUAGAAAAGCAGUGAAACCAGCAGGAAAAACUCUGAAACCAGGAGCAAAAACAACUAGAAAAGCAGUGAAACCAGCAGGAAAAACUCUGAAACCAGGAGCAAAAACAACUAGAAAAGCAGUGAAACCAGCAGGAAAAACAGCUAAAACAGUUGUAGGAAAAGGUCAAAGGGAAAUAGGAGAUAGACCAAAACAAGUAGGCAAAAGCCACAAACCAGCAGGACAAGCAUCAAAAUCACCAGCCAAGGUCCAAAAAACAGGCUACAAAGCCCCUAAACCUGCAGGAAAGUCAUUGAAAGCAGCCAAUCAGAAAACCCGCAAAAUGGUUGUAACCCCCAAAACAAAGCCACAGAUAUAGCGACCUGGGGUUGCUAAAAGACGUGCUUCCUUGUGGAAAUGGACUGAGUAUGGACUAAAAGAGUAAUAUGUCAGUAGUAGAUUUGUCAAAUUACCUUAGCCUUACAACAAUAUGAUUGACAAAAUAUA
Molecule: messenger RNA, 1698 nt
Organism: Salmo salar (Atlantic salmon)
Lineage: Eukaryota; Metazoa; Chordata; Actinopteri; Salmoniformes; Salmonidae
Biological process (GO): nucleosome assembly
Cellular component (GO): nucleosome
Molecular function (GO): structural constituent of chromatin; DNA binding
Source: RefSeq, a predicted model, not a curated record